Messenger RNA from Ficedula albicollis (Collared flycatcher), 7606 nucleotides. RefSeq names its product von Willebrand factor D and EGF domains (gene VWDE). Lineage: Eukaryota; Metazoa; Chordata; Aves; Passeriformes; Muscicapidae. The record is from RefSeq and is a predicted model, not a curated record. Gene Ontology annotation, cellular component: extracellular region; cell surface. Bases 1 to 5772 code for a protein of 1923 amino acids. Gene Ontology annotation, molecular function: calcium ion binding; signaling receptor binding. Gene Ontology annotation, biological process: anatomical structure development. The transcript has 33 exons.
AUGAGCAAAAGAGGACUGAAGUUACCCCCAGCAGUGCUGCUCUGCCCCUGCCUUGGCUCCAAGCCCGAUGCCUCCUCCUGCAGGGAAAGCUGCUCUGCAAAGAGCCGUCCAGGCCAGUGCCCCAUGGAAGCAGUCUUGGCUGACCAUUGUAGCCUGGCAGAUGUUCAGAGGAUGGCAAGAAUCCCCGGAGGGGCAGGGCAUGCCACAGCGGCCCGGGCACAACUCCCGGCUGUGGCGGUCCCGGAGCCGGGCCGGGGCGCGGACACCCCCUCAGCCACCCCGGCGGGGCCGGGCCGGGCCGGGCCGGGCCGGGCAGGGGUUCUUGAAUGCUCUCCUGGUGGACAUCAGAUCCUGCAGAGCCCUUACCGAAGUGUGGAUUUUAAUUCAUCCCACCUCCAGCAAUCAGCUAUUCAGGAUUUAAUCUGUGACCAUUCCCUCACACCAGGAUGGUAUCGCUUCAUGAUUUUUGAUAAGCCUGCUGAGAUGCCAACCAAGUGCGUGGAGAUGAAUCACUGUGGGACUCAAGCCCCUGUCUGGCUGUCUCUGAGGGAGUCAGAGUCCAUGCCUCGACCUGGUGAGAUCAAGCAGUUAACAGCUUGUGCUACAUGGCAGUUUUUCUUCAGCUCUUCAAAAGACUGCUGUCUUUUCCGAAUCCCUGUCAGGGUGAGGAACUGUGGAGAUUUCUUUGUUUACUUACUGCAGCCCACCCAAGGAUGCAUGGGGUAUUGUGCAGAAGUUGUUUCAGAUGCAAGGCCACAGAGCUGUGAUCCUGAGGGAAUGGAAAUUGAAGGCGUCUGUAGCAGUAACCUGGCUCCUACAUCAUCUCCAUCUGUGUCACCACCACUUCCAUCUGUUCCUGAAGUUGCAGCAGAGAUGAUCAAAGGCAACAUCUACCUAAGGUGUACCUUUGGCAUUCCUUUUGCAAACAGCUCUGUUGGAUUCAUUGUAACUUGGUCAAGACUUUCUCCUGAAGGUGUCAAAGAAGAGCUUACACAUGAAACAGCAGUUCAUACCUUCUCACUUCUAGAACUAGAUGGGAUAAACGUCAGACUUGGAGACAGACUCUACUGUAGCAGUUCUUCUUUUUUCAUGGAGAAUCCAGAUAUACAGAGCUCUUCAGUUGAGAGCCAGGAAUUUUUUGCUGGAAUUAAGAUACAUCCAGAAACAUAUGAUAUAUCAGAAGAUGGGAAGGAAUACAGACUGACAAUAGAAAGUAGCAUUCCUAUUCCUUGUCCUCAAUUUACCCAGCUAAAAAGUGACUGCAAAAUCUCACUAACAUUAAACAGUAUUGAUGAAGGUAAAGAGCAGUUAGGUCUAAACUUGGCUCUUUCUUCUUGUCAUGUGGAUCUUCUCCAGAAAUCCUGCAAUAAUGGACUCUGUGGUCAAGCUGUAAUUUAUUUCACUGCUAUGACAGACUUCAUGCAGGAUGGAGACAGGAUUACCAGAAUUGCAGUUGAACCUAUAUCCAGUGAGAAUUUCCUGUGGAAUGGCUAUAUUCCAGAAAGCACACAGAUUACAGUUAAGGACCUACCCACCGCCUACUGUUACUCAUUUACUGACCCUCAUAUAAUUACUUUUGAUGGAAGAGUCUAUGACAAUUUUAAAACAGGAACAUUUGUUCUCUAUAAGAGUACAUCUCGAGAUUUUGAAGUUCAUGUUCGUCAGUGGGACUGUGGAAGUCUCCACUACCCAGCGUCCUGCAACUGUGGGUUUGUUGCUAGGGAAGGAAGUGAUAUAAUUGCAUUUGACAUGUGCAGUGGUCAGCUCCAUGAAUCACAGCCACACUUGUCUGUAAUAAACAGAGACACAACAGGAAGCAAUGUCAGAAUCACUGAAUCCUACUUGGGAAGAAAAGUAACAGUUUUAUUUUCUUCUGGAGCUUUUGUUCGUGCUGAUGUGAGCGAAUGGGGAAUGAGCAUUACACUUAGGGCACCCAGUUCAGAUUACAGGCAUACAGUGGGACUCUGUGGCACCUUUGAUGGAAAUGCAGAGAAUGACUAUCACACUGCAAGUGGCAUGGAAAUCCCAAACCAUGCUAAUGUUCCUUUUUCUUUUAUUAAGGAAUGGAGAAUUUUACCAGGAGAGAGCUUGUUUGACAAGACACCCGCUUCACUAACAUCUUCUAGAAAAAUUUUCUUCUGUGACUGUACACUUGAAGAUGCCGGAUUAUAUCAACCAGCAAACAAACUGGAGACAGUUACUCAGUCAGAACCUCCUCUGUCUUGUAAAGAAAGUGAAAAUGGUAGAUUUCUUUCUUUGAUACCAGGACUGGAUGUCACUGCUGAGUAUCUUGGUCCUGCUGAUCUUGUCAGGGGCUUAAAGAAACGUUCAUCUACACAUGAAAUGGAUUCAUCUACACAUCUGCAGAGGCAGAAUAAUCAAACAAAACUUCACAAAACAUCACGAAAAUGCUCACCAUUACAGCAGUGCUUCGACAUUAGGAGAAAUGCUCACCAUUACAGCAGUCAUUUUCACAAAAGUCAAUCUGCUACGAGUAGAGGAAAGCGCCAAAAUUACUAUGAAUACCAUCCAGUAUUCAUUUUCCAAAGUCUCAGCCAAACAGAUUUAGAGGGAUAUAGUUAUUUUUUCCCAGAGGACCAUGCUGCUGACACAGAUGAAAAGCUCCUUCCUUCUUGGCCCACACCUUCAGGCCUCAGUGAAUCUAGUGCUUUGUUCCUGUGCCAGCAGGCAAUAGCUAAUUCCAGCAUAGGGAGAUCCUGUGGUGCCCUCCUUGGCCGGAGAACAGGGGAUGCCAUCGAUAUGUGCAUUAAAGAUUUGCUGCUGAAAGAUGACCUCAGCUGGGCAGAAGCCUCUUUAGCUCUGCUGGAGAAUGAAUGUGAGAAAAGAAUUUUAGAAGAAAUACAUUACAGCCCACAGGAACUUGAAGAGUCAGUUGAGAGCCUACUUACUGCUUUAAAGUGUCCCAGUCUCUGCAGUGGUAAUGGGGAAUGUACAGAAUGGGGCUGUGCAUGUUUUCAAGGCUACAGCUCAUAUGACUGCAGCAUACUGUCUGACCAGGCUCCAGAAAUUACAGAGCUGGAGAAUGCUGGGCUCUGCGAUAUUCGACAGUAUGAGUGCACAUCAGUGAGAGUGUUUGGACAUGGCUUCAGGGACUCAUUGAACCUGAAAUGUGAAAUCAUCAAAUUGCAAUAUAGUGAUAGACAGUGGAUUCCUGGAGAACCUCUAACUAUGCCAGCUGCCUUCCAAAAUACCAGGACUGUGGACUGCCAGUUACCAAGUGAUGGCCAGCAGUCUGAUGCCAUGGAUGUGGUUGAUGACAAACCCAUUGCUAGAUGGCAAAUAAAGAUUUCUAAUGAUGGAUUUGUUUAUAGCAACUCUAAAACAAUGAUAUUAUAUGAUGGAGCCUGUCAGACCUGUGAACCACAAGAAUCUGGGUUUUGUACAUUAAAGGAGAAAACAUGCAACAUAGAUGGACUCUGUUAUGGUGAAGGAGACACAAAUCCAACCAGCCCUUGCUUAGUGUGCAGACCUGACAUAUCUAAGUUGACUUGGUCCAUUGUUGAAAAUAACCAGCCUCCAGUGCUUGAAACUUUUCAGGGUAUGCUACAGACAUUUUAUGGAGAAGAUUUUUUAUAUCAGUUUUUGGCUUCAGAUCCAGAGGGCUCUGCUAUUCAUUUCACAUUGGAUUCUGGUCCAGAAGGUGCCAGUCUUUCCCCAUCCGGUCUCCUUUUGUGGAAAGCUGUGUCAAUGAAUGUCCAUAAAUUAACAUUUUCUUUGACAGAUGACUGCAAUGCAACAACUAAAGUAGAAAUAGAGGUCAGUGUAAAAUCAUGUGAUUGUCUAAAUAAUGGCUCAUGUGUGACAAACAUUAAUUUCCCACCUGGAAGUGGAAGAUAUCUUUGUGUGUGUGUGGCUGGAUUUGAAGGUGAUCUCUGUCAAGUGAAUACUGAUGACUGUAAACUUAACCAGUGUGGUAUUGGCAGAUGUGUGGAUGGAAUAAACAGCUAUUACUGUGAAUGUCCACAUGAACUUCAAGGUAAAAAUUGUCAAGAGGAUGUAGAUGAAUGUGCAUCCAGUCCUUGCUUCCCUGGAGUAUUUUGCUUCAAUACUUUUGGUUCUUACCAUUGUGGUCCAUGCCCAAAUAAUAUGCAAGGAGAUGGGAAGUCAUGUCAUGAAAGCUUUGACAACACUGAUAUUGGAAGGAAGGAUUCCACAGGAGAAAUUGGAGGGAAUAAAGGUUUUCAACCAUCAUCCUUUGAGAAGGUUUUAAGCAUGCCGAGUUAUAUUCCCAGUUCUACAGAUGUCCCAAAGAGAUUUAUUUCUACAGAAAUGGUCAGUAGCAGCAUGCCAGCAGCCUCCACAGCAAAAACAUUCACUGCCUGGAAGACACCUGAUUCUCAGAGAAGUGCUUCUGUACAACCUGUGGUUACUGGAGACAUUGCUCAUGCUGUAGGCACCAUCAGUAGUCAACUUGCUGACGUGGAAAACAAUUCUUCAGUACAUGCUGUAAAGGCUGCGUCUUCAAGGAGCCAUGCUGUAUCAUCUGAGAAGAAAACAAGGGCACAAGUUGAGGCCUUCAGCUAUUCUGAGAGCAGCAGGAAGACUUCCCCUAGCAGCAGAGCAAGUAUAAGCAAAGGACAUUCUCUGCCAGACAAAGCAUUCAAAGGUGGAAAUGCUCAGAGAGUUCUGCACCUAUUAGCUAAGCAUAAAGCGAGUCAUUUGCCUUUCACCCUUGUGGAAGUCACUGUCCCACCAAAAAUGCUUCCUGAAGAAUUGAGUGAAACAGUGUUUCCUAAAGCAGUGACCUGCUCUGAUUUACCCUGUUUUCCUGGGGUACCCUGUGAGCCAAGUCAGGAUGGAAGUGUCAAGUGCGGUCGUUGCCCUUAUGGUUAUUAUGGAGACGGCUUCACUUGCAGAGCAAGAUGUAGACAACCCUGUGGCAAAAAUACGGAGUGUGUGGCACCCAAUAUUUGUAAAUGCAAGCCUGGUUAUGCUGGUUAUAACUGUCAGGCUGCUCUAUGCAGACCUGAUUGCAAAAACCAUGGGAAGUGCAUUAAGCCCAAUGUCUGUGAGUGUUUACCUGGGUACAGUGGCUCCACCUGUGAGGAAGCACAUUGUAAACCACCGUGUCAAAAUGGAGGCACAUGCUUGGCCAGAAAUCUCUGCACCUGCCCAUAUGGUUUUGUGGGACCAAGAUGUGAUACAAUGGUUUGCAACAGACACUGUGAAAAUGGUGGCAAAUGUCUCACUCCAGACAUCUGCCAGUGUAAACCUGGCUGGUACGGACCUACCUGCAGCACAGCAAUGUGUAACCCUGUGUGUCUCAAUGGUGGUUCCUGUACUAAGCCAGAUGUUUGCCUGUGUCCACAUGGAUUCUUUGGUGCCCACUGUCAGAAUGCUGUCUGCAGCCCUCCUUGUAAGAACGGUGGUCACUGCAUGAGAAAUAAUGUCUGUACUUGUCCUGAUGGGUACACAGGCAGAAGAUGUGAAAAAAGUGUCUGUGAGCCAAGGUGUAUGAAUGGAGGAAGAUGUGUAGGCCCAAACAUUUGCUCUUGUCCUUCAGGAUGGAGAGGAAGAAGAUGUAACACUCCAAUCUGUCUUCAGGAAUGUAAGAAUGGUGGGGAGUGUAUUGGGCCGAGUACCUGUCAUUGUUCUGCACAGUGGGAAGGAAUCCAGUGUCAAACACCUGUGUGCAACCAGAAGUGUCUGUUUGGAGGGAAGUGUGUAUUGCCCAAUGUGUGCUCUUGUCGUCCAGGUUAUACUGGAGUCCUCUGUGGGAAGAAAAUUCAGGUACAAAGAUAUCAUGGUUGAAGAAAUGUGGCAAUUCAAUUGCAAUGCUGCAUGGAUGUAUGAGACUUGAAAAUAGCAAAAGGGUUGAAGGCAUUUAAAGAGUUCAUUUUAAGGAAAAGAAUAUUCAGAAGCCUUAUUUUAAAAGAUGCAUAUUAAUGACAAAUGUUGGUGAGCUUCAAAGCAACAGUCUUGUAGCCAUUAAAACGUAUGUAUAUUCCUGUAAUUUUUUGCUACCUCAUGUACAAACCCCACCCCUCUGAUGUCUUCAUUGAAUUCCCAGAUCUGAUGACUGAGCCCAAAAUUCUACAGUCAAUUGGACUAUGAAAUUUCAGUUGAGGAAACAACACUGUAGUAGCUGUUGGGUAUCUCUAGCAAGGAAGGCAGCACUUCUGCACUUGUGAAUGGUACCUCCUGUUUAUAAACACUGCUUACUUACAUACUAUAUGGCUGCAGACAGAAGGAAAAGCAGAACUGCUUUUUCUUGUUUUGUGUUUACAUUGGUCAUGCUGUAAUAACAGGCCAAUAGCAAGGAAGGAGGGGAAACCAGAACUGAGACUGCUACUAAUGAAGGCAAGGCCUCCUGUCCUAUUAGCAGUCAGAGAGAUGCAGAAUCACUGUGAUUUAUCUAUGACAAGCCUUUGCAGCCAGAAGCCAGAUCCCAACUUUCCUGUUUUGACUUCAUUACUUGCAUUCACUAAUUUGCAGAGCCAGCUACUGAAUUAUUCCUGUGUCUGUAAGACUUCUAUGCCCCUGUCUGAGAUGGCAGUCAGUAAUAUGAGGAAAUUUUGUUCCCAGGACUCUUAGAGAAAUUUUACAAUAAUUUCAGUAAUGCUGAAUCUUAAAAUAGGAACUAAUAAGAGGAGAAAUUUGUUGUACAUCAUGCCAUCCAUACUCAUCAUGUCAGAAAGUAUUUGUAAAGACUUAGCAGAGGGUUUUUUUUCCUAUUGCCUAUUGCUCCAAUGAACUAUUAGCACCUACCAGCUGCCAGAUAGUUUUUGAAAAAAUAAAAUUCCAGUUUUUCUGAAGUUUCCUACAGAGGACUGCUGUCUUCUCCUAGAGCUAUGAAAGACAUUUCAGUUCCUGCCAUAACAAAGUGAGCUCUGGUAAUAGACACAAGCAUCCCAUUAUCUAAGCCGUUGAUGUUUACUGCUUUGCUUUUUUAAGAUGAAAAUAAACAUCAUGACUUCCUAUUUUCCUGAGCAAUAUUCAGUUUAUAUACCCUGAUUUUGAAUAGGAAGAAAAUAGAGGUAAUUUUGCCAUUUACUGCCAUUCUGGGAUGCUGAUUAUCAAAUCAUAGCUGUUAGCUGCUCUGUGCCUUGAUUUCUCCUCACGUUUUGUUGGUCUUCUUAAGUCAUCUUGCAAAGUAAGCUGGCAUUUUGAGAGCUUAGCAUCAUUCCAGAAUGAUACCUCAUGGAUUUCCAAGUGCCUGGCUGGUAUAUUUUAAAAAUGUCCAAUUUCCCACUUGCAUUUUAAAUUUCAGUGUUUCCAUAGUUUCUUUCAAUCAAACGUCCACGUGGUUGAUAGCCUGAUGAUCUGGGAACCAUUACAUUAUUUGAAACCUACUCAUCUUGAACCAUUUCCUUUCCUCCAUCUCACAAAUGUCAGUGAACAAAAUCUGACUAGCUCUUGGAACUGUUUUGGAUACACAAGGUACUGAAAAAGUUUUUAGAGUAUAAACCACCAAUAUCACAUAAUCUCUUAUUGUAAUCACUGCUGUUCCAUGUGUCAGUUACAGAGGUGCUGUGCAAAGAAGAAAGAUAACAUCUCCCUGGAGCACUGCUGUAAUUUGGCUAAUGAGUUUGUGCAAUCCUUCACUCACAAAACUUAAUCAAUGCAUAUAUGUGCAUUUCUAGGA